AUGGACUGGGUGGCAGUGGACAAGGGCAUGCUCUCGCGGUUGCUGUACCCGAAUCCUGUGUGCUUGCUCUCGGGAGGAUUUAUCUGCUCCAUGAACGCCACUCGAUACACAGCCAACUUCAUGAACCACUCAGGAGCCGUCUUCGUGCUAAACGUGCCCGUUCGAGGGAUGGAAGAGCUGGUAUUGGCAAUUGGCAGCAGUACUGGGGCCGACGCGGAUAAAUUUGAGCAACUCAACAUUCCAAUCUGCGCCCCAGGAGGUGGGGAUUUUGUGGAAAUGGUGAAAGACACCCACGACACUGAGAAGCUAAGAAAGAAGCAGAAAUUGUCCAGGAAGGAGCUGGCGCGACAGGAAAUUGCUAGCGCUGCGGCUCAGAGUGUCGCUCUACGGGACUGCGUGGCACAUCUAUUGUGUCGUGUGGAUACUGUGACGGAAGAUGACGGCCAUUUGCUGCUUCGAUGCACGCAACUCGCUGGAUGGACUCGACGAGGCUACUGGGACGGCCGAAAUUUCAUACCGCAGGACGGGAUGAACGUGGAGCCGUAUCUGACGUUCCUUGGCAGUAAAGAGUUUGGCUACGUGAUGCCAACAGGCUCCGUUACAUCGCCGACGGGAUCAGCAGAUGCGUGA
Messenger RNA from Phytophthora nicotianae INRA-310, 630 nucleotides. RefSeq lists its product as hypothetical. The record is from RefSeq and is a predicted model, not a curated record. NCBI's taxonomy places the organism in Eukaryota, Oomycota, Peronosporomycetes, Peronosporales, Peronosporaceae. Bases 1 to 630 code for a protein of 209 amino acids. The transcript is spliced from 3 exons.